Messenger RNA from Sitodiplosis mosellana (orange wheat blossom midge), 839 nucleotides. RefSeq names its product lipopolysaccharide-induced tumor necrosis factor-alpha factor homolog. NCBI's taxonomy places the organism in Eukaryota, Metazoa, Arthropoda, Insecta, Diptera, Cecidomyiidae. The record is from RefSeq and is a predicted model, not a curated record. The coding region runs from base 384 to 623 and encodes 79 amino acids. Gene Ontology annotation, molecular function: zinc ion binding. The transcript is spliced from 5 exons.
AGUCGUAUUAUAAAACGGAAGCGAUAGUCGCGUUCUCCAAAUUUAAAUUAAUAGUUAGAAAUCAAAAGUGUAAAAUCGAAAAGUUGAAAAAAGACAACUGAAAUGGGUCAGAAAUCAGAGUUUGAAUAUCGUCUUAGCAACUUGAUUCGACCAACCAAUCAUCGAACAGCUCCACCGACUGUACAACGAGCAAAAGAAGUCAAAAGCGUCAAAUUAUAUCCCGUUCGAAACGAACAUUAUUACUGUUCCAAUUGUGGAGCCAAUACUGCUAGUAUCAAAAAUAGAAUGUAGCAAGCGUAGUUAAUUGAAGUUGUCAGUUUAGAAGAAGAUCCGUGUGGACUUUUCGUUGAAGUCAGUAAAAUUUUUAGUUAGAAGAAAGUAAAAUGCAGUCUCCGUACAUGUUUGGGCCAGAUCCAACUGCGGUACAAUGCCCAGCGUGUGGACAUAGAGUUCUGACGAGAAUCGUUUAUAGAGCAAAUAUAAUGACUCACUUGAUCGCAGUUCUUUGCUGUUUUUUAACUGGUUUCCUAUGCUGCUUAUUACCAUAUUGCAUUGACUCGUGUAAAGAGGCACAACAUUAUUGUCCCGCUUGCGGAGCAUACCUUGGAACCUAUUCGAGAUAAUUGUAUCUGGCCAUAAAAAUUCAAAAUACAAAAAGAAUAAGAAAUCCACGAGGAAAAAUAUUUCAUGGAGAUAAAGAGGAUGCAGCAGUUCUUACAUAAACAAGCAAAUCAAUUGCAGAAAUUAUGUAAUAAUGUUCGAUAGUUUUGGAACCACUUGCUGGAUGGAAAAAAUACCGAAGGUCGACAUGUUGGAAUUUAUAGAAAUGGAGCAACUCU